Molecule: messenger RNA, 1745 nt
Organism: Theileria parva strain Muguga
Lineage: Eukaryota; Apicomplexa; Aconoidasida; Piroplasmida; Theileriidae
Product: RAP domain protein
Exons: 3
Coding region: 323-1738 (471 amino acids)
Source: RefSeq, a predicted model, not a curated record
AAUACCCUAUUUUUUAACUUUCAUAUCAUCUACUAACCACUACAUUUCCAUCGCAAAUUCAUUCUGUUCCCUUGGCCUCCCGCAGUUUCAUUCCACUUGAUUCUUACCAACACAGUCACGUCUACUCACCCUUUAUUCUAAUUAUUUCCCAACACAUUAAAAAGAAAUUUCUACACCUUGAAGACUGUUUUAAUACCAUUAAUUUUUAAAUGCAGUUUCACUAAAAUUUUAACGACAACCUUGUAAAUAGAAUCAUCAGUCCUAACACUUUAAUGGUUUUCUCAGUUUAUUAAGCAAAUUUUAAAAUGAAUAUGCUUGUAAAAUGUCGAUUUUUUAUUUUUUGAAUGGUAAUAACCGUUCUCUUCAUUUAACAAACUGUAUAAAGCUUUCAAGGUUAUUCAAUAAGUCUUCCAAUUGUAAUAUUACCAAUAUCAAUUACCAAUGCAGUUCUAGACUUAAUUUUUCAAAUUCUGUUGGUUCUACCCCUAAUUCUAAAACAAAUUCUACAGAAGCAUCGCAUUUAAAUGCUAGUAUACCCUUCAAUAUAACAUCACAACCCAAUCAAAUAUAUAAACUACUUUUGGAUAAUCCAUAUAGAUUUGAUAUUUUCACCACACUGAAGUAUGUUGAGAUUUUACAGGCCUCUAGCCUAUCUGACCCUACCAUUGUCAAUAUUCUAUCUCAGCAACUACUGUGUAACCUCGACAAUGUAAGAACUGCUAGAGCUAUGAGCCGUUUUUUCCGUGCCUUGGAACCAUCUUCACACCUAACUGACGAUUUCUUCCACACACUUAUCAGUUUCAUUUACGAUAAUAAGAUCUACCCAAACUUAAACCUUCCCAGGAUCUGGACCAGUUAUUUCAAGUUUCUCGGCUCCAACCGUAUAUACCACAAAGAACUAUACCAGGAUUUAGUAUCUCUUUACAACCUAUACUUAAACCUGUUUAUAUCUUCCAACACUGACAUUACCACCGAUGGCCUUGUUCUUAACAAGCGGCUACAGGAAAGUAUCGCUACAGUGAAUUGGUGUUUUUGUAUUUGUGGAUUCAAGGACCAUACUCUUUAUGAGACUGUAAAGAGGAUAAUUGAAGCCUACAAACUUGACACAAGCACACUGAUUAGAAUCUACUGGAGCUUUUCAAUAUUGAAUUUACCCGUCACCAAUUUGAGUGAAAUUAACCAAUUGUUAAACCAAACACUGGAAAACAAUUCACUGUACAAACUUUCACACAUUAAUCAGAUUUAUACGAUAUUGAAAUCGCCCAGUCUUUGUGAUGAGCUGAAAGAGUCAGAAUUGCCAUUGAGAGAUGAGUUGAUAGAAACUUGUAAGGGUUACUUAAUCAAUAGUAAGUAUAGUAAAAACGGGAAGAUAAUAUCCAAAUCCCAAAAGUUAGUCUCAGACUUCCUUAUACGUCAAAAUAUUCCACACCAGCUGGAAAUACUAACAAGUGACUUAUCAAGCGUUGACAUUUACAUUUGUUUAAAUGGUGAGAAGAUAAUAUUGGAGGUUGACGGACCAACUCACUUUAUUAGGAACUUGAAUGACCCUAGUGAAACUAGGAAAAUUGGACCCUGCGACUUUAAGGAAAAGAUGCUUAAGGAAAAUGGGUUUGUGUUUAUCUCGAUACCGCCAAUACACUCAAAUACCCAAAAUAUAAAACAAAUAGACGAAUAUUAUAAAGAAUUGCUCAAAAACUCUGGAUCAGCACACCUAAAUGAAAUUUUGAAAUCUAAGUAACUGUACA